CCAGCGGAGAGACAGAUUAUACGGCUCUACACAACUGUUGUUUUAAUCCCCUGGGCGAGGAGAUUUAGCAAAGAAAAAACACAGGUUUUAAACCCAGCAGCCAUAUUGCAUGGAAAAACGACGGAAAGACUCCUGUUUUCAGAAAAAGUCGUUUUCUCAAACACCUCUGUUAAGACUUUUGGGGAGUUUAAUUGUUUUUCUUACUGGCGGUGGGUUUGUGUCGGACAGCUAGCUCGCCAGCUGGCUGAGGAAGUCAGAGAUUGGGACUAGUUUUGAGCCAUUUUUUCCCACUAUUUCUUUAGUUUUGAGGUGUUAAAUUAACCGUCUAAAAGAUGAAGGACCGAUUGGAGCAACUUAAAGCGACGUGCGAUCAAGAUGAUGACGAGGUGGAGAUCGCUGUGGACAACGCAGCCUUCAUGGACGAGUUCUUCUGUCAGAUCGAGGACAUCAGGAACAGUAUUGAUAAAAUUGAUGAGAACGUGGCUGAAGUGAAAAAGCUUUACUCAGUCAUUCUGUCUGCUCCCACAUCAGAUCAGAAAACACAGGAUGACUUGGAGGCAAUCACCAACGACAUAAAAAAGAUGGCCAACAAUGCAAGAAACAAACUCAAGACCAUCGAGAGGAAUCUGGAGUCAGAAGAGCAGGAGAGGGUGUCGGCUGACAUGCGGAUACGUAAAUCACAGCAUGCAGUGCUGUCCAGAAAGUUUGUGGAGGUAAUGACAAAGUAUAAUGAAGCCCAGGUGGACUUCAGGGAGAGGAGUAAAGGACGCAUUCAAAGACAAUUAGAGAUAACUGGAAAAGCAACAACAGAUGACGAACUGGAGGAGAUGCUGGAGAGUGGCAACGCUGCUGUGUUUACUGCAGGGAUUGUGGACGCUGGGAUUUCUAAACAGGCCCUGAGUGAGAUUGAAUCAAGACACAAAGACAUUGUCCGCCUGGAAAGUAGCAUCAAGGAGCUGCAUGAUAUGUUUGUAGACAUCGCCAUGCUGGUGGAGAGCCAGGGUGACAUAGUAGACAACAUAGAGCAGAAUGUAUCCAAGUCAGUGGACCAUAUCACAGUGGCUAAGGAACAGACCAAAAAGGCUGUAAGGCACCAGACCAAAGCACGCAAGAAAAUGGUGAUAAUAGUGGUGGUUGUGCUGAUCUUGGUGGGCUUACUAGCUCUCAUAAUCGGGUUGUCAGUUGGACUGAAGAAGUCAUGAGCUAUUUGAAUGAGAGGAGAGCUGAGGAAGAUGGUCAUUGUUGGUGCGGUCUGUGCUAUGGUUGUUGUCAUCCUCCUCAUUGUCAUCCUCACCUGGACACUAUAACAGGACUGCUGUUUUGCUACCAUCAUCAGUUUAUCCAUCAUCCACUCCACCCCAUCUUCCAUCAGCCAAAGAAAAACCUGAUUGCUCCAUAUGGAUAUAAUGAUAUUUAACCUGCAGAUGCAAGGACUAGUAAUACAUUUCUGGGAAAAAAAAAAAGACUGAUGAAACUUAUAAAAAACUUUUAGUCCAAUCAGAGCCGUCCUUCCUGUUCUGUGAGGUCUGUUUGACUCCUUUAGUUUGAGAAUGCUCUGCUGCAAAUGUGGAAAUGAGACUGAAGCUGGUAUGAGGUGCAAUAACUAUUGUAUCUCUGCAGAGGGGAAAAAAGGGAAUUGAAAAAUAAUCGAUCAUAACGUCACUCCAGUGCCUCUACUGUACAUUUCACUGUCCAAUGUUUAAAGCCAAAGAAUCAGCCUCGAAGUCCUCUGAAAUUGAUUUCAAUGUCCAGUAAGUUGGACUCUUGUGAAGCGCUGUGGAAGCACCCUUAUUGUUAUUUCUUGCCUUUAUGAGCCUUGACACAUGUGAUUGAAAAGCUAGCUACUGUAUGUUCACUGUAUUUGGGAUUUUGUUGGGUUUUUGGGGAGGGGGGCAGGGGAUUUCCAGCACUUUCACAUUUCAAAAUAUGACUUUAUUACUGUAAUUAUUAAGGUGAGAUGAUCAUGUGACUAAUAUAAUUAUUACUUCCGUGUAGCCCUGAAAUAUGGCUCAGUUCUUUAACUGGAAGAGGAUCGGUGUGCUCACUUAUGAUUCUUCAGUUUAGAGAGCCCAGUGGUUCUGAUUUUAAAUAUGAAGGAUGGUGCUUAUGGAAACACAUUUCAAAGACGAGGAGAAAAAAAGAAGACAGCACUGCAGCAUCUUGUUUUCUAUCUUUGCAAACUCGUAUAGCCAUCAUGACCUUCUACACAUAUACAGACAUUAUUGUCUCCCCUGUUUUAGUGCUGUAAAAACAUUUUUUAAUGCCAAAAUGUAUGAAGAGAGGCUGGAAGUGACACUUGCUGUUAUAAUUUCACUGCCAGAAUAGUUUAGUAAGUAAAUAACAGUAAUGUAUUUAUUAUAUUAUGUUGCCAAUAAAGUCGCACAUACAAGAUAAAGUGUAAAAGGACACUAUCUAACCUACAGUAAGUCUCUCUGAUUGGUGUCUUUCGGUACAAGGUAGAUUUUUCUUAAACGCGAGAUGUGUGAUGUGCAUUUUAAUUUAGGACUCGAUAUAUUUCUGCUGUAAACAUACAGCUCAGUUACACCUAAGUUUAUUAGGUACAACUAUCUGAAAUUAACAGCCCUGCAAUAAAUGUAACGUUCAUAAAAGUUUAAACAGCUUUAUAGAUAUGUUGGUUAAACUUUGUGGGCAUUUUGGAGACAGUAGUUGAUGGUGCUUUUGAAUUGAGUUACAUACAGUGUGUCUAUAAUUGAGCCUGCCUUCAGUGAUACAAAGAGGGUGAGCUUAGUAGCAGAAACACCUCUCAGUAUAACGGUUAACAACUCAACAGCACCGCUUACUACAGUCUCGACGAAUGUCUAAAUCAACAAAAACUAAAUCUUUCUCACUGCAAAUAUUUUGACUUGUCAUAGUAGGAAAAACUAGUGAUGAUUAAUGAUAACUUUGUUCUCUUUAAGUGCGUCAGUGAGACAGACAGUGAGCCAUAAUUCACUGAAUUAUUUACACCGGUGCUUUUCCUAAUGUCACAGGUCAAAAUGUCCUCUGUGAAGGCUUGUAACCUAUGUUUUUUUUGUUUUAGUCUGUAUUUUAGAAAAUGUUUUGAUGAAAAUCUGAAUCUUUAUUGGCAUCAAGGGUAACUUAAGUUUUGGUUUGGACCCUAUUUUUCCAUUUGUUAGUGUCUAAGUGACUUAACAGCAAGUUUAGGUCCAGUGUUGAGCGAGAGUGCUGCAGCAGGGAAUCAUGAAACAGACGUCAAUAUGCACUGUAUAUGAAUGUCCUCUGAAAGUGCUUUAUUGCCACUGAGAGGGUCAGAUUGAGAAGUAUUAUUGAGGAUCGAAUACCUACAGAGAUAGACCUUUUGUAAAAGAGUAAGAUCCUUUUUGUUAAACCAGAAAAAAAGCCCCCAAAUCUCCAUUGCCAGACACACCGUACCCUAUUUAAAUAGACAGUAAUUUAAUCCUUUUAAAACACUCUUAAUUCAAAGUCAACAGAAACAAAUAAAACUCACAAAGCUGUUUUCAUUCAUCUCUCCACUGUCCAACAAUCACAACUCCUGGUUUGGCUGGAAUAAUAUUUAUUAACCCAGUUAGAAAAACAGUUCAUCAUACAAUUGUGCCAACUUUCCUCUAGCCACCCAAACCCACCCUCCAUAACCUCCCUCCACCCAGGCUGUGGGCUAUUAAAGAAAAUAAUAAUAAUAAUUUAACAUUCACGUAUAAGAGACAAAACAAAUGCACCAAAAAAAAGAAUUGUUUAUGGAAAUGGAGUCUGGUGGGUUUGACAAUAGCGAUUUCAAUGUUUUCUCUGGUUAAACAAAAAGGAUCUUUCUCUGUAGUGGCCUUUUUCAUAAUGUUGUCAGACACUUAUGAUAAAAAUCUGAGCCGGUCAGUGGCAAAAGCAAGAACUUUUAAUGGACAUAAGCUUAUUUUGCAAAAUGCUUUCUGCCAAACUUUCUUAAUACUGGACUAAUUUCAAAAAUCAUUGUUCCCAUUAAUCGCUUAGAUACAAACACAUGAGAAAAUAGGGGCCAUGCUGAAAAAUGUAAGUUACCCUUUAAACUAUACGUGUUUGUAGUCAGAUUUGUCACAUAGAUAUAUGAAAAUGUUGUCAAGAAACCAAACUAAAUGCAUGAAUCAUUUGUUACAGGGCUGUUAGCUAGGUGUGCCAAAUAAAUUGGCUUUGAUUCUGGUAGCUCCCCAUCAUUUCAUUUGACCCCUUUGUCUUAGAGGGGUGAAUGUGUCAUCUUUAGAGUUUAUUAAACCAAAAUGUUGACACCCAGAGGCUUUAAUGUGGCAGUUAAAGCUGGUGAUUGUAGCUGUGUGUGCAACAACCCAAUCAAAGACACUAUUUCCAGUCAUUAAAGCGACAGGUAUUGACCACAUACAAGGUUUUUGUCGCUGCCAUCACUGAGGGAAGCGUUUGUUUCUGUUAGCCCACAGCCUGAAUGGUUCCCUUUAAUUCUGGUUGCGCGGGGAGCACUUGAAAGUGAGAGGCCUCCCCAGCUUGCUCUUUUGACCACACAGUCUGCUAUUUUGGCUUCUGCCCUCCACUGUUCAGUCGUAAUGCUUCUAUUCAAGCCUUUUUUUCUCCACACACCGUUUCAACCAGCAGCACAAGCUGCAAAAAGAGAGGGAGUAAAAAACAAAAGCUGUUGUUCACUUUAAAAUUAACAGAUUUUAAUGAGAAUUAAAGAUUUUAUGUUUUUUAA
Molecule: messenger RNA, 4669 nt
Organism: Plectropomus leopardus (leopard coralgrouper)
Lineage: Eukaryota; Metazoa; Chordata; Actinopteri; Perciformes; Serranidae
Gene: stx3b
Product: syntaxin 3b
Biological process (GO): vesicle fusion; intracellular protein transport; exocytic insertion of neurotransmitter receptor to postsynaptic membrane
Cellular component (GO): postsynapse; plasma membrane; endomembrane system
Molecular function (GO): SNARE binding; SNAP receptor activity
Source: RefSeq, a predicted model, not a curated record